AUGGACGCAAUUCGAAACCCUCAUAAACCUAGACCUGCCGGUGAGUGGGUCAUAGGAGAGAUGGCCCGCCAGUGUUGGGCGAGUGCUAUCCUCAUAGCUACUCCAACAGCUCAGACUCGCUUCGUUGAUAGCUGCCAGAUAUAUCUUGACGCCGUGAUCCAGGAAGCCGACGACAGAGCAAAGGGACGCAUCAGGAGUCUGGACGACUAUUUUGAAAUACGGCGAGCCACCGUCGGUGUUGAGCCAUCCUUUGCCGUCGGAGAGUUGUACUUGAACAUACCGCAAGAAGUCAUCGAUCAGCCAAUCAUUUCGAGGUUGAAGGCGAUAGCCGUUGACCUGAUCACCAUUGCCAAUGACAUAUACUCCUACAAAGUAGAGUGGGAACGCGGAGAAGACAGUCAUAACCUAGUCACAGUGGUUAUCCAACAAUUCCGGCUGACUAUCCAGGGUGCAAUGGAUUACAUCGGGGAUCUAAACGCUCGCCUCGUUGAUGAAUUCCUGGAGAAGUGGAAUCACAUACCUGUAUUCGACGGACCUGUGGACACAGAUAUCAGAGCGUACUGUGUCAUGCUCGCGGAAUGGGUUCGUGGUAACGACUCGUGGAGCUUUGAGGGCGGGCGGUAUUUCGGGGACAAAGGACGUGAAAUACAGACCACGCGACUUGUUCGUUUGACUGGAAUUAGAGGAGAGAAGAAGAUCAGCACUAGCUGCCGUGGGUAG
Pleurotus ostreatus (oyster mushroom) is the source of this 720-nucleotide messenger RNA. RefSeq lists its product as uncharacterized. NCBI's taxonomy places the organism in Eukaryota, Fungi, Basidiomycota, Agaricomycetes, Agaricales, Pleurotaceae. Bases 1 to 720 code for a protein of 239 amino acids. The record is from RefSeq and is a predicted model, not a curated record. The transcript has 4 exons.